Molecule: messenger RNA, 3126 nt
Organism: Diospyros lotus (date-plum)
Lineage: Eukaryota; Viridiplantae; Streptophyta; Magnoliopsida; Ericales; Ebenaceae
Product: putative pentatricopeptide repeat-containing protein At5g52630
Exons: 2
Coding region: 196-2451 (751 amino acids)
Biological process (GO): RNA modification
Molecular function (GO): protein binding; zinc ion binding; RNA binding
Source: RefSeq, a predicted model, not a curated record
AAACCUCACCGAAGCGUAUGUGUCAUCCACAUAUAUAGCAGAAGAUAACGUUGUAUUUGUCUUAUGGGCGACGAGGAAGCACGAACCAAUUUACCACAGCUAGCUAAAAAUCUCUUCUUUGUAUAUACAUGUACAGAUAGUUGUAGAUAUACUACACACAUGAAUACACAUUUGUAGGGUAUAAGUCCUCCGUCCAUGGCGUCUUUGCCUUUUCUGGUUGUUCGCAGCACUCUCAAGCUCGAACCAGAAAUCCGGAAACAAACGCUUCCUCUUUCCAUUGAAAAGAGAGGUCAAAUUGCCGGCCAACCCGGUAAAGAGUUCGACCCGAUAGGUUUGGAAUCCAGACUAGCACCUUCAGUGGCAACUAGGGAAGGAUUUACAGUUGAUGCAUCAAUAUAUGUGCCACUCUUGCAAGAAUGCAUAGAAAAAGCUUCGGUUUCAGAAGCUGAAAUCGUACAUGGCCACAUUGUGAAGACCGGUAGAGAUGAAGAUCUGUUUUUGAUGACGUUUCUGGUUAAUGUCUAUGGGAGGUGUAAGGCUAUGGAAAACGCCCGCAAGGUGUUCGAAAAAUUGCCACAGAGGAACGUUGUGACGUGGACGUCCCUGAUGAUGGGUUAUGUUCACAACUCCCAGCCGGAGAUCGCCAUCCGGGUUUUCAUAGAAAUGUUGGAAGUUGGUGCUUAUCCGACGAAUUAUACUCUUGGAGUUGUUUUAAACGCUUGUUCUUCCACCUUUGGUGUUGAGUUGGGGAAGCAAAUUCAUUCCUACAUUAUAAAAUACCAUAUUGAAUAUGACACGAGUAUUGGGAAUGCGCUUUGUAGUUUGUAUUCCAAAUGUGGCAACUUGAGUGCUGCAGUUAAAUCGUUUUGGAGAAUUGAGGAAAAAAAUGUGAUUUCAUGGACCACAGUUAUAUCUGCUUGUGGGGAUAAUGGGGAUUCCGCAAUGGGAUUGAACUUUUUCAGUGGGAUGCUGUGUGAAGGAAUAAAACCGAAUGAGUUCACGUUGACUAGUGCCUUGAGUUUGUGUUGUGUAAUGCUGGCUUUGGACGUAGGGUUGCAAGUUCACUCACUGAGCAUUAAACUUGGGUAUGAAAGUAACCUACCUGUAACAAAUUCCAUUAUGUACUUGUAUUUGAAAUGUGGAUGUGUUCGUGAAGCAAAGAAACUUUGUGAUAGAAUGGAGACAGUCAGCUUGGUAACUUGGAAUGCUAUGAUUGCAGGACAUGCCCAAAUGAUGGAUCUUGGAGAGGAUAGUCUUUUUGCGUAUCAUUGUGGAGUUGAGGCACUUAACAUUUUUCUAAGAUUGCAUAGGUCAGGCAUAAAACCUGAUCUUUUCACCUUCUCAAGCACGUUAACCGUGUGCAGCAGCCUGCUGGCUUUGCAACAAGGAGAACAAAUUCAUGCUCAAACUAUUAAGACGGGCUCUCUGUCUGAAGUGGUUGUGGGAACUGCGCUUGUUAACAUGUAUAAUAAAUGUGGAAGCAUUGAGAGAGCAAGCAAAGCUUUUGUAGAGAUGCCUACAAGAACUUUGAUAUCUUGGACUUCCAUGAUUACGGGAUUUGCACAACACGGCCGCUCACAACAGGCAUUGCAGCUCUUUGAGGAUAUGAGGUUUGUAGGGAUCAAGCCAAACGCAGUCACCUUUGUAGGAGUACUUUCAGCUUGCAGCCAUGCUGGAAUGGUUGAUGAGGCAUUGUUUUAUUUUGAGACGAUGAAGACUAGGUACAAAAUCAAGCCUGUGAUGGACCAUUUUGCAUGCCUGAUUGACAUGUUUGUGAGGCUAGGUCGUCUAGAUGAAGCUUUUGAUAUUAUCAAGAGGAUGGAAUUUGAGCCCAGCGAAUUCAUAUGGUCAAUGUUGAUUGCAGGAUGUAGAAGUCACCGGAAUUUAGAGUUAGGCUUCUAUGCUGCUGAAGAGUUACUCAAACUGACCCCAAGAAAUUCUGAGACUUAUGUCUUGCUGUUGAACAUGUACCUGUCAGCAGAGAGAUGGAAGGAUGUUUCAAGGGUGAGAAAACUGAUGAGAGAAGAGAAAAUUGGGAAAUUAAAGGACUGGAGUUGGAUUAGUCUUAAGGACAAGGUUUAUUCAUUCAAGCCUAAUGAUCUGUCCCGCCCUCAAUAUGAAAGGGUCGAUCAGUUACUGGGGGAGUUGCUUGAGAAAGCAAGGGGUAACGGGUACGAGUCACAAGGAGGUCUAGAUGUAACCGAUGAGGUUUCCUCAUCCGGCUCUGUUCAUCACAGCGAAAAGUUGGCUGUUGCUUUUGGACUGUUGAACGCCCCAGCUGCAAUGCCAAUACGUGUUGCUAAGAACAUUAGCAUGUGUCAAGAUUGUCAUAGUUUCAUGAAAUUCAUCUCGGCUCUGACUGCACGCCAAAUCAUUGUCAGAGACAGUAAGCGGCUGCACAGAUUCAUGGGCGGGCGUUGUUCAUGCGGGGAUUUUGGCAGUCUCCUUUAGCAGCCUCUCCUCAAACCCAGUGGAUCAGUGCCGUGGGCUGGUUGUUCUGUUGAUUAAUGUCAGGCUUAGGUGGUUGUAAGAGAGAACUCGCCACUUUCCUCUCCUGCACUGUACCUAUUUUUUCAGCGAUUGGAAAUCCUCUACUUCUCUCUCCCCACUGAAGAGUGAAUUGUCAGUCAAGGUUGUGUGACAGGUAUUGUAGAUAUUCAGUUUAAGUGAAACUUUGGGGCAUUUAAAUAAAUAUAGUGAUGGAGCCAAGUUAAAACAGAGCUUUAGAUUCUGCAUAUUUGGGUGAGGGUUUCCUUUGGAAGGAAUAUAGAAAACAAUAAAGACAAUUCUUAAAGAUGGUUUUCAUAUGAAAUUGCCCUUAAUCCUUGUGAUUAUUGUUGUUGUCGUUGUUGCUGUGCGUUCAAACUUCUUUUUCCAUCUCAGGAGGCAGAUUUAACACCAUAGAAAUCGCUACCAAUUACCGCAACAGCCUGGGGUUUGGGUUUUUUCUUCAACGAGAUUGGAGUGGAACGGAAGGAAAAUGCUCUUCUUACACAAUUUUCAUACAAAUUGGACUCUUCCAUAGCAUCACCAAUGUGAUCUUAGAACUUUAUGUAUUUAAGAAAAAUGGAGUCAAAUGAGAGAAAACAUGUUAAAUUAUAUGUCCCAAUUGUAAGAAACAGUUCG